Hymenoscyphus albidus is the source of this 1567-nucleotide messenger RNA. NCBI's taxonomy places the organism in Eukaryota, Fungi, Ascomycota, Leotiomycetes, Helotiales, Helotiaceae. The record is from the annotation of a GenBank genome assembly.
AUGCUCUCUCUCUUUGCCAUUGCCUCUCGAACCGCCUAUGAAUUAUCCGCAUCACUUGCUCUUGAAGCUAUUUCCUCCAUACGUACUGUCACAUCACUAUCGCUUUCCUCAACAAUCCUAUCUCGUUUCUCCGACUCCUUGGCGAUGCAGCAAAAGACUUCUCUCCCAUCGAUUCUGAAAUCCUCUUGUCUCUAUGCCCUAUCCCAAAGUUUGAUCUAUUGGUGUUUGGCACUAGGGUUCUGGUACGGAAGUCAACUCAUUGCAAAUGGGAAAUACAACAUGUUGCAAUUUUACAUCGUCUUCAUGGCAAUAACGUAUGGUGUCCAAUCCGCGGGGGCAUUUUUUGCAUUCGCUCCGGAUAUUGGAAAGGCAAAACAGGCAGCGCAAGAGCUCAAAACGCUUUUCUGUCGUACCCCUGAGAUUGAUAUUUGGUCCUCUUCGGGUACUCUUUUGGAAACAGUACAGGGAGAGGUUGAAUUCGAAAAUGUCUCAUUUAGUUACGAGGGGAGACAAGAAAGUCAAGCUCAACUCGUUAAGUUUCACAGUCAAGGCAGGGGAGUAUAUUGCUCUCGUGGGGAGCAGUGGAUGCGGGAAGAGCACGGCGAUCUCGCUUCUGGAGCGCUUCUAUGAUCCUACUACGGGACGAAUUCUGCUGGAUGGAACCGAUAUCAAAGAUGUUAACAUCAAUAACUAUCGCAGCCAUAUUGCUUUAGUUGGACAGGAACCUACUCUCUACCAAGGAACCAUCCGAGAGAACGUCAUGUUUGGGGUGGUUGAGAACGAGAUAUCGGAAAGCACUUUUUUGAAAGCUUGUCAUGACGCAGCAAUUCAUGAUUUUGUGGUGAGUUUCCUUUUCUUAUGGUGGUCAGAUCAUAGAAUCCGAGUGUAAUAUGAUGAAAAACUGACAAUGUAUUGAUGAUUUAGAUGAGCCUCCCAGAUGGUUACAAUACGAAGGUUGGUUCCAAAGGCGUGCUACUUUCUGGUGGCCAGCGACAAAGAAUCACUAUUGCGAGGGCCCUCAUUCGCCAACCUAGAAGUAAGGAAUUUCUCCAAGACUUGACGCCAAAACCCCAUAUACAUGAUUUAUUCACAAAUCCCACCUAGUUCUCCUCCUCGAUGAAGCGACCUCCGCCCUCGAUAGCACAAGUGAAGAAAGUGUCCAGAACGCAUUGGACUCCGCAGCGAAAGUUCGCACUACCAUCGUUGUAAGUUUUCUUCCCUCUCCCAUACAAGGAAACGACCGAUUGGAUUCCGGGCUGACGUAGAUAUCUUGAUAUUCAGGUUGCUCAGCGCCUUAGUACGAUCAAAAACGCCGAUAAAAUCUACGUUCUUGACAAGGGAAGGGUCGUGGAGGAAGGAACUAAUUUGGAACUCCUGGCCUUGAAAGGGAGGUAUUAGAAAUUGGCGAGCAAGGAAAAGGCUUGAUAUGAAUGGCUUGGUUCUACUCAGUAGACUUGUCCUGAUUCUUGUAUCUUGGGGGCCAGAGAGUAUUAGAGGAUAAUACAACCCAAUACAGACAGGAGGAGUGAUGAUAUUUGUUUUCUUACGAUGUGUUUUGUAGUUAUAG